Messenger RNA from Serpula lacrymans var. lacrymans S7.9, 1542 nucleotides. RefSeq lists its product as uncharacterized. The coding region runs from base 1 to 1542 and encodes 513 amino acids. The record is from RefSeq and is a predicted model, not a curated record. Lineage: Eukaryota; Fungi; Basidiomycota; Agaricomycetes; Boletales; Serpulaceae. The transcript is spliced from 12 exons.
AUGCCUAUAUUAAUUGACGAAAGUGACAAUCAUUCCAGCCUACAGUCUCAGCCACCUGCCAAUCCCUUGCCAUCUUCCCCCGACAUCAUCAACUUUGACUGGGGUCUACUCGACAACCCCUCACAUGUUGUUCUUGAUCUGCCACCUGAGCAGGAAGCAUCAACAAUGGUAUUGAAACAGCCAGUCAUGGACGCAAACGUGCUCGUACUGCAGACCAUACAGCAACCUCACGGCGGUGGUUCCCUUGGCAAGACAAGGUUAUGUACCCUGGAUAUAUUAAUGCAUUUACCCCGCUCAGUUUUCUCGCAGAAACAACUUGAUCUGUUUCUCUGGCUGCUCAAAGUCAAUGAUGUGGAUGAUUUCCCAUCAGUCAAGGCCAUGCAAAGUCUUAAUUCCGCUUUGCAGAAGUGCUGUGGCAUUGGGACUAUUGCUUACAAAGGAGCGCUGGGGCAUCAUUACCAUGAGAUGUCAAACCCCAAGGGUUUGCGCUGGCUGCGUGAAGUUCCAGAUGAGCAGCUCACACCUAUGGCACGGCUCAACAGCCACAAUUAUUACAUACACAAACCUGCAAUGCUCUCGGAUGGCUGUAAUGACCAUCCAAUAAUGUUUGCCCGGUGCUGGGCCAUGGAACCUGUAGACACAGACCACCAGCGUAGUUGGAAGGUCAUCAAAUCCAUUGUAGACUCCAAGACAUCCUCAACUUCCAAGUGGGCAUUUACAGAUCUCAAUGUUGGGAAUCAAUGGCGUGCACUGUUGAAAGGGCACAAAGUGCUCAGUUUUCCAAUAUGGAUGUACUGUGAUGACACGUCCGGUCUUCCACAAUCCGAGGCCCAACAAGAAUACAAUGACUGCAUGGAAAACUUUUUUGUCGUGCAUGCUGGGUCAAAGGAAUUGAUGCUGGUACCAACAUCCUUGAGUCAGCAGGCCAGCGUGUCCACCAAGAAAGCAAUGGAGCCAAAAGUUGGUAAACCUCAAAAAAAGCAAGAAACAAUCACUCAGUUGCAUGCCCAAUUUGUUCAAGCAUCCCAGCUUGAUUCAAAGACAAAAGUUGACAAGAUGCGCACAGAAUCUGGUAUCAAAGACACCUUUCAGAAGUAUUUUAUAGAUAAGGUUGUUGGUUCAUACCAGCGUUUGAGAGGCCUUGACCCACAUCAAGACACGCCUGUCAAAAUACUACAUGUUGUGUUACUCGGCUUUGUUAAAUACUUGUGGCGAGACUUAAUACAGCUUCAGCUUAAGGGUAAACUAGACAAGCUCAACCUCCUUGCCACCAGACUGUUAUCUCUUAAUGUCAAUGGCCUUGGCAUCUCACCACUUGCUGGAAAAACGUUGGGACAGUAUUCUGGUUCACUUACAGGGCGGGAUUUUUGUGCCAUAGUUCAGGUGGCCCCAUUUGUCAUCUAUGACCUUGUCUCCAAGGAGUGUAUGGAUACAUGGGUUGCAUUAUCCAAGUUGAUUCCAUUGAUUUAUCAGCCAGAAAUACAUGACAUCAAUGCACACUUGGUCAGUGGCAGCUUGUUUAAUAUAAAGUUCUACUCAUGA